Molecule: messenger RNA, 1399 nt
Organism: Patiria miniata (bat star)
Lineage: Eukaryota; Metazoa; Echinodermata; Asteroidea; Valvatida; Asterinidae
Product: zinc finger protein 701-like
Exons: 2
Coding region: 395-895 (166 amino acids)
Biological process (GO): regulation of transcription by RNA polymerase II
Cellular component (GO): nucleus
Molecular function (GO): RNA polymerase II transcription regulatory region sequence-specific DNA binding; DNA-binding transcription factor activity, RNA polymerase II-specific
Source: RefSeq, a predicted model, not a curated record
AAUAAAAUUCAAUCAAACAUUAUUUUCAAGGUAGCUUUCUUUUAUUAGCAUAACAAUGAAUAUGCUGCGCUAUUUUUAGAUUUAGUAAAAAAAAGAGAGAUUUUCGUCAUCUGGAAGUAGAUAAGGUGAGGAUUGUCGUCACGAGGAUCAGUCUGAAUGUGGACAUUGACAUCGUCACGUCGCUCUUGAGUCUCGAGUAAGUGUCCUAUAAUUGUAAUGUAUUCGAUAAUACAUGCACAUUUACAUUUGUACAUAAAUGGUGUAAUUUCUUACAAUAACGAUUUUCGUUUUUCUUAUAAAACCCAGAUACCCUCAAGUUUCAAUAUGAGCCAUCAGGGAGUUCCUUCGAUGCUUGCAGGAGGAGUGGGACAUCGAUCAAGAUGAAGAUCAGCUUAUGAUUGUUGACGUUCUUCCCGAGCCGUCAGCCGCGGUGAAGCAGCAAGGAUUACAGGAUGGGCGAGAACAAAACGAAACGGCAGUCAAAGGUAGACGAUACCCAUGCGGGACGUGUGGAAAGGUCUUCCGUCAAUUGACCAACCUCAUCCGACACCGCAAGCUUCACGAGAUCGGUCCGAAUGUCAACAAGAAGGCCGUGACCUGUCCGGUUUGCAGCAAAGUAUUCUCUCGUCCCAACAACUUAAAACGGCAUCGCAAGAACCACACCGCAGAUCAGCUGCCGUCCACCACACGUCAAAUAUCGCAUCAAGGCAAUGGAGAGUCGCCACGUGCUGAAGCUGGAAGUAACUGUACGCCUCCCCAAAGCUCAAUCGUUAAGAUGUCAAUCUGUCCAGCAUGCGGAGGUGUUUUCCAGAGGGUGAACCAAAUGUUGUGUCAUCUACAAAACGACCACGGUGGAGUGUCGGCAUCUUACUACACCGUUCGAGCCAAACCAUGAACCCUAUAAAUCCAUCGCUGAGAAUAAGGAGCGAGAGCCUGAUAUGAUGGAGGCUGUUCCCAAUGUCCUUACUUCAACAUCACCGACUGGCGUACCACUACCGUCACCACAGGCACCACAGACACCACAGGGGCACAUCUGCCCACUGUGUGACAGUCUUUCAGUCGACUUGACAGCCUGAGGAGACACAUCAAACGUACCACGAAAGCGGUGCAAUUCCACCGUCAAUACACGAAGAACCGUUAUCACAUCAGAUUUCCCGUCCUGAGUCACCUGAAACUGUUCCCGAGGAUCCCCGCGAGUUUCCAGCUGAUGAUAACGGCGAAGAAAACUUGCAAGAGACUGAUGAUAUUCCCAAAGCUCUCCGUCGACACUGGUUGCCCAUUCGCACGCAUUACACAACCGGCCGCCGCAUUCAAGAUGUAUACAACUUUCGACUGGCUGGAAACUCGACCAUGGACGUUGAUUUGGCUUUGAAAAUGAUAUUUCAGCGCCUUCGAUACA